ACAGGGAAGAGGCCCUAUGAAUGCACUGAGUGUGGAAAAUGCUUCCCUAGCAGCUCAGCCCUUUCUCAACAUCAGAGAAUCCACACAGGGGAGAGGCCCUAUGAAUGCAGUGAGUGUGGGAAAACCUUCAGUCACAGUUCACACCUUAUUAGGCAUCAGAGAAUCCACACAGGGAAGAGGCCCUAUGAAUGCAGUGAAUGUGGGGGAAAAUUCAAUCGCAGCUCAGACCUUCUUACCCAUCAGAGAAUCCACACAGGGGAGAGGCCCUAUGAAUGCAGUGAGUGUGGGAAAACCUUCAAUUGCAGCUCAAACCUUCUUACUCAUCAGAGAAUCCACACAGGGGAGAGGCCCUAUGAAUGCAGUGAGUGUGGAAAAUGCUUCACUAGCAGCUCAGCCCUUUCUAAACAUCAGAGAAUCCACACAGGGGAGAGGCCCUAUGAAUGCAGUGAAUGUGGAAAAUGCUUCACUAGCAGCUCAGCCCUUUCUCAACAUCAGAGAAUCCACACAGGGGAGAGGCCCUAUGAAUGCAGUGAAUGUGGGGGAAAAUUCACUCGCAGCUCAGUCCUUAUUAGACACCAGAGAAUCCACACAGGGAAGCGGCCCUAUGAAUGCAGUGAGUGUGGAAAAUGCUUCACUAGCAGAUCAGACCUUAUUAGACAUCAGAGAAUCCACACAGGGGAGAGGCCCUAUGAAUGCAGUGAAUGUGGGGGAAAAUUCAAUCGCAGCUCAGACCUUAUUACACAUCAGAGAAUCCACACAGGGAAGAGGCCCUAUGAAUGCAGUGAGUGUGGCAAAAACUUCACUAACAGCUCAAACCUUCUUGCCCAUCAGAGAAUCCACACAGGGAAGAGGCCCUAUGAAUGCAGUGAGUGUGGAAAAUGCUUCACUAGCAGCUCAGGCCUUUAUCAACAUCAGAGAAUCCACACAGGGGAGAGGCCCUAUGAAUGCAGUGAGUGUAGAAAAUGCUUCACUGACAGCUCAGCCCUUUCUCAACAUCAGAGAAUCCACACAGGGGAGAGGCCCUAUGAAUGCAGUGAGUGUGGGGGAAAAUUCAAUCGCAGCUCAAACCUUCUUGCCCAUCAGAGAAUCCACACAGGGGAGAGGCCCUAUGAAUGCAGUGAGUGUGGGAAAACCUUCAGUCACAGUUCACACCUUAUUAGGCAUCAGAGAAUCCACACAGGGAAGAGGCCCUAUGAAUGCAAGGAGUGUGGGAAAAACUUCACUCGAAGAUCAACCCUUUCUGCUCAUCAGAGAAUCCACACAGGGGAGCGGCCCUAUAAAUGCCAUGAGUGUGGAAAAUGCUUCACUGUAAGAUCAGCACUUUCUGAUCAUCAGAGAAUUCACACAGGAGAGAGACCCUAUGAAUGCAGUGAGUGUGGGAAGAACUUCACUCACAGCUCAAACCUUAUUGCCCAUCAAAGAAUCCACACUGGGGAGCGGCCCUAUAAAUGCAGUGAGUGUGGGAAAUACUUCACUGAGAGCUCAGCCCUUUCUGCACAUCAGAGAAUCCACAUGGGGAAGACGCCCUUUGAAUGCCAUGAGUGUGGGAAAAUCUUCAGUCGCAGCUCGCACCUCAUUAGACAUCAGACAGUCCACACAGGGCAGAGGCCCUAUGAAUGCAGUGAGUGUGGGAAAACCUUCAGUCGCAGUUCACACCUUAUUAGACAUCAGACAGUCCACACAGGGGAGAGGCCCUAUGAAUGCAGUGAGUGUGGGAAAACUUUCAGUUUCAGCUCACAUCUUAUUAGGCAUCAGAUAGUCCACACAGCGGAGAGCCCCUAUGAAUGCAGUGAGUGUGGGAAAACCUUCAAUCGCAGCUUGCACCUUAUUAGGCAUCAGAGAUUCCACACAGGGGAGAGCCCCUUUGAAUGCAGUGAGUGUGGGAAAACCUUCAAUUGCAGCUGGAACCUUAUUAGGCAUCAGAAAAUCCACACAAGUGAGAGAACCUAUGAAAGCAGUGAGUGUGGGAAAACCUUAGGGCCCAAAGAAAUUUUGUCCAACUCCACUUCCUAGUUCAGUGUGUCUCAUUACCGUUCCAGAGGAUACCAGGGUUAGAUUGAGAACAAUCAUCCUUCACCGUUUGGAUGCAAAGAGAGAGUGCUUCAUAGGACAUUCCUUCCCUGUGGAUCCCAAACUGGCUGCCUGAGUGGGUAAUAAGGACUU
Mauremys reevesii (Reeves's turtle) is the source of this 2163-nucleotide messenger RNA. Its product is annotated as zinc finger protein 850-like. The record is from RefSeq and is a predicted model, not a curated record. Lineage: Eukaryota; Metazoa; Chordata; Testudines; Geoemydidae. The annotation marks the transcript as partial. Gene Ontology annotation, biological process: negative regulation of transcription by RNA polymerase II; regulation of cytokine production; regulation of immune system process. The transcript is spliced from 3 exons.